GCCUUCAAUGGCAUUACUGGGCCCAAGAGAUGAGAUUUCAGUGGCCAGCUGUAAACGGAGAAAAAGAGCAAAUGGGUACUCAUUGACAAUUGACAAUUUACCAUCAAUCUCCACCAAAAUGGAAUCAGUGUAUUACCCGAUUUGAGCUCUCGUAGACUUGCAGUCAAAAUUUCAGAAACCCGAGGUUAUUUUCUCAAACUCCCAGUUGAUGGAAAAUAAAGAACACAAUCAGAAUCGCCAAUCCCAAGACCUCCCACAAGUCCUCCUCUUAAAACCACCACCGGUUAUGACGGUGCUUGGAGAGCAACAAUUUUCAUCAAACAAAUUCCAGCUCUUGAAAGCAUGGGACUCCCAGCUUCCUCUUAACCAAUUCCUGCCCAAACACGCCAAUUCAAUCCAAGCCAUUCUCUGCUCUGGUGCUUCUCCAGUCACAGACGACCUACUCCAGCUGCUUCCGUUUCUGAGGUUAGUUGUUACUGCCAGUGCUGGUACCAACCACAUCGACCUGACGGCGUGUCGACGACGCGGAAUUUCUGUCACUAAUGCCGGGAAUGUGUUUUCGGAUGACGGUGCGGACGCUGCGGUGGGUUUGUUGUUUGAUGCUUUGAGAAAGAUUUCAGCUGCUGAUCGGCACGUGAGGCAGGGCCUUUGGGUCAAGAAAGGAGACUAUCCACUUGGUUCUAAGGUGGGAGGGAAGCGAAUUGGGAUAGUUGGGUUGGGAGGCAUAGGCUUACAAGUUGCCAAAAGACUUGAGGCUUUUGGCUGCAUUAUUUCUUACAAUUCAAGAAACAAAAAGACGUUUGUUUCAUACCCAUUCUAUUCCAAUGUUUGUGAACUCGCAGCUCAUAGCGAUGCUCUCAUUAUUUGUUGUGCCUUGACGGAUCAAACACUCCACAUGAUCAACAAGGAAGUGUUGAGUGCACUAGGGAAGAAAGGAGUCAUAGUUAACGUUGGACGUGGAGCUAUCAUUGAUGAGAAGGAAUUGGUGAGGUGUUUAGUGACAGGAGCGAUUGCGGGUGCAGGGUUGGAUGUGUUUGAGAAUGAGCCUGAUGUUCCCAAACAGCUUCUUGAAUUGGAUAAUGUUGUUCUGUCUCCGCAUAGGGCUGUCUUCACACCCGAAUCUUUCAUGGCUUUGUGUGAGCUUGUGGUGGGGAACUUGGAGGCUUUCUUCUCUAACUUGCCGUUGCUUUCUCCCGUCAUGGAUGAGUGUACUGAUGGUUAAAGCACCAAGGGUGUGGCUUUUGUGAAAAAUGCUUGCUGCUAAUGGUUUCAUGCCUACAUGAAUCGGAAGAAACUUUCAGAAACAGAAAAAGGCAACAAGUAAUGUUCACAUUACAAACAGAAGUAGACAGUUAAUAAGGUAAAUUUCAUAAUAUUUAUUGGAUAAGGGCCAUGGUGCCCUAUCAACAGGACAAACUUUAUUUCUUUUUUAUUUUAUUUAGGAUCUCUCAGCACAGUUUUAUAAUUAUAACGGUUUUGCCCACCGUUAAAAAAACCAAAAAUUGCACUAUGAUCAGGUGGAUAUAUCUCUACAAACACUUAUAUAAUAAAAAUUAAAAAAAAAAAUUAAGUGCGGUUAGAGGGAAUCCAUGAAUACCAAAAAAAAAAAAAAAAAAAAAAAAAAAAGAGGGAAUUGGAGGAAUUCUUUAAGUGAGCAAUUGUUUAAUUUGUCUUUUACUAUGUAUAUAUAAAACAUAAACAGUAAUGACAGAAUAUUUUUAUUAACUUAAAUUAGUGAUGCAUGAAUAUAGAAUUAUUUUAA
Molecule: messenger RNA, 1762 nt
Organism: Manihot esculenta (cassava)
Lineage: Eukaryota; Viridiplantae; Streptophyta; Magnoliopsida; Malpighiales; Euphorbiaceae
Product: glyoxylate/hydroxypyruvate reductase HPR3
Exons: 3
Coding region: 209-1222 (337 amino acids)
Cellular component (GO): cytosol
Molecular function (GO): glyoxylate reductase (NADPH) activity; NAD binding; hydroxypyruvate reductase [NAD(P)H] activity
Source: RefSeq, a predicted model, not a curated record